UUGAAUUUGAUUUUUAGGUUAUGAAAACAAAAACAUAACCUCAACCUUCAUCUAACCUUAUAAAAUAUAUUUUUUUGUGGCAAAAUUUUUAGUGAAAGAAUCAAAAUGUCAACAAGACAGGCAUCAAAACUCGAAGAUCUACCUCAAGAGGAAUUAAAAUCGUUCUUCGAUAAUUUCGACGUGAUAUUAACGGAUUGCGAUGGAGUUAUAUGGAUUGAAAAUAAUGUAAUAACCGGGGCCCCUAUGUUACUGAAUCAAUUAAGAGAUAAUGGUAAAAAAGUAUUUUUUGUAACGAACAAUUCUACGAAAACCAGGGAGGAAUUUGUUAAUAAAGCCAAAGGAAUGGGAAUAGAAUGUGAUAUUAAUGAGGUUAUGUCUACAUCAUAUUUAGCAGCUUCUUAUUUAAAAAGUUUAAAUUUUAAAUCAAAAGUGUACAUUGUUGGUUCAAGUGGAAUAUCCAAAGAACUAGAAUUAGUUGGGAUUGAAAGUAUAGGAGUUGGACCGGAUGUUUUAAAUGUACCCUUAAAUAGGUAUUUAGAUAAUUACACUGAGGAUCCUGAAGUUGGGGCUGUAAUUGUUGGUUUUGACCAACACAUUUCUUAUCCCAAAAUGAUGAAAGCUGCCACUUAUAUAAAUCAACCAAAUUGUCUUUUUAUAGCAACUAAUACAGAUGAGAGGUUUCCAAGAGAAGGUUCUUAUGUUAUUCCAGGUUCAGGGGCUAUUGUAAAAGCAAUUGAAACCUGCGCCGGCAAAGAACCUGUUUUAAUGGGUAAACCUGGAACAUAUAUUUAUGAUGCUUUAAAGAAACUUUGUGAUAUUGAUCCAAAAAGGACUUUAAUGAUUGGUGAUAGAUGUAAUACGGAUAUUUUAUUGGGUACGCGAUGUGGUUUUCAGACAUUGCUGGUUUUAACAGGAGUGACAAGACUAGAAGAAGUCGAAAAUUGGAAAAAAUCGACCAAGCAAAGCGAUUUGGAUUUGGUGCCUGAUUUCGUCACACAUUCCAUUGGCGAUCUUCUAAAGUACUUAUAAAUUAGAGAUAAUUGGUAACUUGUUUUUAAUUUAUAAAAAGAACGGGAAAACAGCCUUUCUAUUCUUUGGUAAAUCUUCGAAUUUUUCUUGAUACCACCAAUGAGUUAAAAGCGAUGUUUCAACCUAAAAUUAAAUAAAUAUACAAUUAUUUAUUCAUAUUA
This is a messenger RNA of Onthophagus taurus, 1190 nucleotides long. RefSeq names its product glycerol-3-phosphate phosphatase. Gene Ontology annotation, molecular function: phosphatase activity. Gene Ontology annotation, cellular component: cytoplasm. The record is from RefSeq and is a predicted model, not a curated record. NCBI's taxonomy places the organism in Eukaryota, Metazoa, Arthropoda, Insecta, Coleoptera, Scarabaeidae.